Molecule: messenger RNA, 4387 nt
Organism: Colossoma macropomum (tambaqui)
Lineage: Eukaryota; Metazoa; Chordata; Actinopteri; Characiformes; Serrasalmidae
Gene: sbk1
Product: serine/threonine-protein kinase SBK1
Exons: 5
Coding region: 307-1506 (399 amino acids)
Biological process (GO): peptidyl-serine phosphorylation; peptidyl-threonine phosphorylation
Molecular function (GO): ATP binding; protein serine/threonine kinase activity
Source: RefSeq, a predicted model, not a curated record
ACACACACACAUUUACAGGCGCGCGCACACGGAGCUAGGCUCCAAACGCAGCAGCAGCAGCAGCAGAAGAAGAAACGGCGACUGCAACGACGGCGCGAAGGAAAACAAAAACAGUAAACAAUCAACGGAAAGGUGGCGGUGGCGGUCAGAGGAGCUUCGUGGCUUCAGUUUUCAUUCAGGAAUAUCUCGACGGGUCUCUAUGGGACGGCAGCGCGGUCUGGACCGGUGUGGCACCGGGCAGAAGUUUCGCUGAGCAGCGGCUGAUCCUCGAACAGUGAGCGCUGAGGAGGAGACUCGGGGGUCCGGAUGCAGGAGCAUGGUGGAGAGAGGCAGGGCACCAGCAGUGCCCAGGUGGGUGUGUCUGCAGCAGGGCGGAGCAACAGUGUGGGCAUGGCCCCAGUGGAGGACAUGCAGGCACUGUCCAUCACCGCUCUCUCGGCCUCCGAGGUGGAACAGCAGUAUGAGCUGAUUGGUCCAUUAGGGAAAGGCACAUAUGGCAGAGUGGACCUGGUGGCUCACCGCACACAGGGCACAAAACUGGCUCUAAAGUAUGUGAGCAAGAAUAAGACCAAGCUGCGAAGUUUUCUGCGUGAAUACAGUUUGACGGCUGCUCUGGGCUGUAGUCCAUUCAUCAUUAAAGUUCUGGACAUUCUGUUUGAGACAGAGGAGAGCUAUGUGUUUGGUCAGGAGUAUGCGCCUGCAGGUGACUUGUUCGACAUCAUACCUCCACAGGCUGGUCUGCCAGAGGACAUGGUGAAGCGCUGUGUGCAGCAGCUGGGCUUGGCUCUGGACUUUAUGCACAGUAAAAGUCUGGUGCACCGGGACGUGAAGCCCGAGAAUGUGCUCCUGUUCGAUCGUGAGUGCCGACGCGUCAAGCUGGCUGACUUCGGCAUGACGCGGCGUGCGGGAAGCAGGGUCAAGCGAGUCAGCGGCACCAUCCCUUAUACAGCUGCUGAGGUGUGCCAAGUCACCGGCUCGGAAGGCAUCAUCGUGGCAACCACCCAAGAUGUGUGGGCGUUUGGUGUCUUGCUGUUCUGCAUGCUCACUGGCAACUUCCCUUGGGAAGCGGCGCUGCCCAGCGAUGCCUUCUACGCAGAGUUUCAGCGCUGGCAGAGAGGGACAUGUCCGCCGGGCGCCGUGCCCUCGCAGUGGCGCCGCUUCUCUGAUGACGCGCUGCGCAUGUUUGGCCGACUGCUGGCACUGGAGCCCGACCGACGCUGCGGCGUCAAGGAGGUCUUCUACUUCCUCAAAUACGACCUGCUGACCCACCAUCGCCGCAGAGCUUCCUGUAGAGCCUCCAGAGGUGUGGCCACGCGUGGCUCCGCCCAUAGACAUGCAGAGCCUUCCCCCCCGCCUGGCACUUCCUGCCUUCGGCCUACCCCUCUCAAACGUAGCAUCCUGUCAGAGCCACACUCCUCCAGGGAAGAGGCGUCAAAAAGCCCCUCCCCCAAUCGGCAGGACAAGAGUAAGAUGGUGAUGGCCACGCCCAUAGAAAUCUGUGUAUGAAACUGCACUUUCCUUCCAUGUUCAGAAGAUAACGACUGUUUAGUGUAAGAAAACUGCAAAACAGUCGACCCUCCUCUCCUUUCACUUAACUGCAAAGGGAUUCCUAACAAUGAGCCGCAAAACCGUGGCUGAAAUUAGACUUAUUCUUUAACGGUGGCACCAGUGAAGAGUACACGUUAGAAGAUGGAUCUCCUCAGAACUCAUUUAAUCACAGUGCAAAAGUUUUAUGCUUCCUCUUAACAAGAGCUAAUCAUAGUAAGGGAUAAGAAUUUUGAGAUCAUUUUGAAGUAGUUUUAUUAGUUAUUUAUCAAUCUCUCAAGACUGAUUAGUUAUCAGUCUUUGGACUUAAAGGGGAACUCUUUUUCAAAAGUUUCUGAUAGUUAUAUUACUGAGAUGUAAACAAAGUCAUUUAAAGUGUUUCGAUGUGAAAUUGUUCACUGUAGAGAAGCUUACUGACUGAUUUCUUUACAGUGGUGGUGAUAGGAACCAGAAGUUGUGAUGUCUGAUUUUUAAUGAGCAGCCAUUUUAUUAACGUUUAUUUACUGUACACCACAUUUUAUUUACUAAUCAUAACUAAACAACCAGUGAACCUACAUGUGUCUUCUGAGUUUUUAUAUGUAAUGAUGACAAUAGUGAAAAAGUGAUCAAUCUGAAAAAGAAAACAGACUUUUAUUUGGGGAAUAGCCCUGCAUGUAACUCUUAGCAUAAAAGAAGUCUAAAAAAUAUAUUUUUGGUCCAGAAUCUGAUGAGAAACUAUUGGAAAACAAUGUCUGAGACAUCAGACAGGGUAUUUUAAAUGCUUUCAUGUAAUACCUCUCUGUGAGAGAGCUUUUGGAGACAGUAAACACUUCAGAUGUCUGGUUCCUAUCAGCACCACUGUGAACAAUUCUGAUUAAGUAUGUUUCUCUAGAAUAGUGCAUUUCACAUCAAACCACUCUAAAUGACUUUGUUUACAUCGGACCGAUUUAUUUAUGCAGGAAAUGUGAAAAAUCAGUGGAAUUACCCUUUAAGUUAUUCUUUCUGCGACUCUGUAAGCAUCAAACUUUCAAAGAUGCACGCGAAUGCUGUUUCUGAGGAGGCCCUCCCCCCUCAUGUGAGUCACUCAGCCAGCCUAUCAGAGGGCCAGUGAUCUCAGAAGCGUUUGACUGAUACAAGUGGCACAAAUGGGACCACAAGAUGAGCUGUAAAUUUAUUUGCCCAAGUUCACUGAGACUAAACUGAACGUUGUUCAUGGCUACAUUCACAGAAGAGAAACACUGCAGUCCAUUUGCAGGGACGCUACAUCUACUGGACAUUACUUUCCUUCUCCAGGACUCGACCAAGUAUCUGUAGAUGACAGGGAUUCUUCUGAUUUACGUGUGUGAGUGAGUGUAAGUGUGUAUGCUUUGUUUGUAUUUAAUAGUUCUAUACAAGCACAAGCUUUCUAUAAGUCUUUUAAGGGUCUGUAUGGACUGCUGUUAAGAGAGCCUAUCAGAAUCUGUCUGAAGGAAACAACGGUACUCAGAAUUUGAGUUGAAGGCUAAUGCUCCCUGGAGCGUUGUCAGUAUAUUUUAUCAGGUAGUAACACUAUGUAGCUUUAUUUUUAAACCAGAAGAGAUAGACUUUAUUAACUAUUAAUCUGCACAGAAGUGAACUGUCAUAGCCUGGACAUUAGUACACGUUUACAAAGCUUUGAAUGGUGGAGAACUGUUAAACUUUUAGCUUUUAGCAUUUUUGGGUACAAAAAAGUAUUAAGGAUGUUCUUUCUAACGCCUGAAACACUGAAAAUAAGAAGAGUAGGGCAUGGUGAUUCAAAUAAAUGUAGCAUGGGGCUAAAAAUGGAGCUGGGUAAAUAGCAACGUUGGGCUUAGGAAAGGGAACGUUUGCAAAAAAGGGAGCAAAAUGUGGGUGCACGGGUUGGGGGUGAUUGGGAUUGAUACUGUUGUGUUGUGUUGUAUUAUACAGCUCUCCUUUACAGUCUCCUUUAAACUAUGUAGCGGAGGGUAUGAUCUAGGAGUAAUGGUUUGAUCUAGGUAUAAUUUUUGGCCAUGAUCAGGGCUGGGUAUCAAUAUUUAAUACUUUUAUUGUAUAGACUGAAUUGCCUUGGUCUUAGAAUCCGUGAGCCAAUGAACAUGCUUGUUCCACAAUCUAGCCUGCUGAUUGGCUGUCCAAAUUGCAUAUGCACCCUAAUAACAUUAGCAUGUUACAGCCAGUAAAGUUUAAGCCCCACCCAGGAGUCUUUCAGGAGUAUGUAUCGAAAUCAGAGUGUUGGUAUCGAUCUCAAAAAAAUGUUUUAACGAUACCCAGCCCUUGUCAUCAUAUCAACUUGAAUAUAAUGUUAUGAAUGGGGGACUUGGAGGAGGGCAAUAUGAUUGAAAUAUAAAAUCACUAUACUUGAAAGCAUUUUCACAGUUUGUAUCUUGAUAUUUUGUUUUUUUUUUUGGUCAGAACAGAGCCAGAUACAAAGCACCUAUUGACAAGAAUGCUAUAAAAACUAGUGCAACAAUGUUAUGAGCCAUUAUGCUGGUUGGCUCAUGGUAUUAUUUGGAUUUGAACUAGCGAUCUCCUGAUGGUUACACUACGUUAAAGCCUGUAUUAAAGGAUGGGGCAAAAAAAAAAUUAAUUUACAUAAUUUUCCACUUAUCUCAGAUAUUGUCAACCAGCCAAGACACGUUUGGAGUCCAAAUUUAGCUUAUUUGUUACUAGAGCUAUGAGGCUAAUGUUGCUAACAAACAUUAGAAGUGAAUAGUGACCUAAAUCUGCAAGUUUAGGGGAUGUUUCUGGGUGACUGUUGACUUUUAGAGACUCAUAGCUUCAGCGCUAAACAAAAGAACCAAAGUUUGGGUGCCAAACAUGCCUUGGCUGAUCGACUAUGUGGAGUAAAUGGAAAAAACUGAGUUAA